This is a messenger RNA of Myotis brandtii (Brandt's bat), 1256 nucleotides long. It is a transcript of the gene NAGK, whose product is annotated as N-acetylglucosamine kinase. The annotation marks the transcript as partial. The record is from RefSeq and is a predicted model, not a curated record. The transcript has 10 exons. NCBI's taxonomy places the organism in Eukaryota, Metazoa, Chordata, Mammalia, Chiroptera, Vespertilionidae. Gene Ontology annotation, molecular function: N-acetylglucosamine kinase activity.
GGGGGCUCCUUUGUGUUUCACGGCGGGACCACGCCCCUUUCCCCAGGAACGACCCACUCGUCUGUUCCCCAUUCCCGACCCCAUGGAGGGUUUUGCAGAACAGGUGUCAGGGGAGGAACACAGUCCAAGGUCCUUUUACUCUCGGAGGAUGGGCAGAUCCUGGCAGAAGCGGAUGGACUCAGCACAAACCACUGGCUGAUCGGGACAGACAAGUGUGUGGAGAGGAUCAACGAGAUGGUGAGCAGGGCCAAGCAGAAAGCAGGAGUGGAUCCUCUGGUGCCUCUACGAAGCUUGGGCCUAUCCCUGAGCGGUGGGGAGCAGGAGGACGCGGUGAGGAUCCUGAUGGAGGAGCUGAGGGACCGAUUUCCCUACCUGAGCGAAAGCUACGUAAUCACCACCGAUGCCGCUGGCUCCAUUGCCACAGCUACGCCGGAUGGUGGGAUCGUGCUCAUCUCUGGGACAGGCUCCAACUGCAGGCUCAUCAACCCAGAUGGCUCUGAGAGUGGCUGCGGCGGCUGGGGCCACAUGAUGGGGGACGAGGGCUCAGCCUACUGGAUUGCACACCAGGCAGUGAAAAUAGUGUUCGACUCCAUCGACAACCUGGAGGCAGCUCCUCAUGACAUUGGCUACGUCAAACAGGCCAUGUUCAGCUACUUCCAGGUGCCAGACCGGCUAGGAAUCCUCGUACACCUGUAUAGGGACUUUGAUAAAUCCAGGUUUGCUGGGUUUUGCCGGAAAAUUGCAGAAGGUGCUCAGCAGGGAGACCCCCUCUCCCGGUACAUCUUCAGGAAGGCUGGGGAGAUGCUGGGCAGGCACGUCGUGGCGGUGUUGCCUGAGAUUGACCCGGUCUUGUUCAAAGGGGAGAUUGGCCUCCCCAUCCUGUGCGUGGGCUCUGUGUGGAAGAGCUGGGAGCUGCUGAAGGAAGGUUUCCUGUUGGCGCUGACCCAGGGCAGAGAGAUCCAGGCUCAGAACUCCUUCUCCAGCUUCACCCUGAUGAAGCUCAAUCACUCCUCUGCCCUGGGCGGGGCCAGCCUAGGGGCCAGGCACAUCGGGCACCUCCUCCCCUUGGACUACAGUGUCAAUGCCGUUGCCUUCUACUCUUAUACCUUCUCCUAGGGGACUGGCCCUGGCUCCACCCCCGCCGUGGCCAGUGGACAAUGGGUGCUGGGAGGGAGGGGGAUUCUUUUUCCUUUUCCUUUUUUUUUUUUUCCAAAGUAAAAACAGAGAGAAAAUAAAUGCACUUUACCCACUACCCA